Molecule: messenger RNA, 408 nt
Organism: Lodderomyces theae
Lineage: Eukaryota; Fungi; Ascomycota; Pichiomycetes; Serinales; Debaryomycetaceae
Exons: 1
Coding region: 1-408 (135 amino acids)
Source: RefSeq, a predicted model, not a curated record
AUGCAUAACCUAGCCAAAAGAAACACAGAGACACAAUCCUCCAUACUUCGAAGAUAUGCACUUUUUGCAUCCAUCGCCAUAGCUUUAUUCAUAACUGGAAAGAAACAUAUUGCAUACAAGAAGGAACUUCGUCAUCAAAAAGAAAACGACUCCGAUGUCAAUAAUGCCGACAAUGAAUUCAACAUCAGUGUCAAGAGACCAGGGUUCCCUGAAAAUAACCCCAAUUUGAACUAUGAAGAUGAAAAAAGACAGAGUAAGUAUAUUGGAAGUGGAUUUGCUUAUAGUACUAGAAGACCCGGUGAUCGAUUGAGUUUGUAUAAUAUCUUGAAGCAGAAAUAUUGGCCGGAUGAUAAGGAAAAGGAGGCCCAAUAUUAUUCGCCUGCUCCGGAAGAUAAAGUGAUCAAGUGA